AUGGUGAUCUUAUUAUUAUACUGGUAUUUAUUUUAUAGGAAAGUAGAGAGUGAUAUUACUACUACCAAUAAAACUAUUACUGAUUAUUUUCCUGUGAGAAGAAGUGGUAGAAGAUGUAAAUCAGAAUUAGAGAAAGAAAGAAUGAUAGAAUAUGAAGAUAAAGUUUUGACUUAUUGUGAAGAUGGAUUAGAGGUUGUGAAAAUGGAGGAUAAAGGAAGAGGUGUUGUAGCAACUAAAAUGUUUAAAAAAGGAGAUUUUGUAGUUGAAUAUGCUGGAGAUUUAAUAGAUCUAGCGGAAUCUAAAGAUAGAGAGAUGUUUUAUGGAAUGAGUACUAAAUUUGGUUGUUACAUGUAUUAUUUUAAUCUAAAAGGCAAACACUAUUGUAUUGAUGCUACAGCUGAAUCUGGUAAAUUAGGUAGACUACUCAAUCACAGUAGAAUAUCCUUUAAUUGCUGUACCAAAUUAAUCGAGAUUAAAAACACACCAUAUCUCAUCAUUAUAGCUAGUCGAGAUAUAGUCAAAGGGGAAGAACUCCUGUAUGAUUAUGGAGAUAGGAGCAAAGAGUCUUUAGAAGCUCAUCCAUGGCUUAAAUUAUGA
Messenger RNA from Lottia gigantea (owl limpet), 597 nucleotides. RefSeq lists its product as hypothetical. The transcript is spliced from 4 exons. Lineage: Eukaryota; Metazoa; Mollusca; Gastropoda; Lottiidae. Gene Ontology annotation, molecular function: protein binding; histone H4K20 methyltransferase activity. Bases 1 to 597 code for a protein of 198 amino acids. The record is from RefSeq and is a predicted model, not a curated record.